CAGCCCUCCUGGCAGAGAGUCGCAAUACCUUGAGCGCCUACCCCGGAGUUUCGUGCGCGCUCUUGGGACGCUGAAGCCGAACUUGGAAGGAGAACUGGGAGAGGCCCGGGCGAUGGCGUUUGCGAGCUGGUGGUACGCGACGCAUGGUGAUAAAAAUGCAAGUGGAACCUCAAGAGAGAAGAAAGGAGCAGAAGCAACUGAGAAGAAACCUGUAAAUACUAGCAAUACUGAAUCUCCUAAAACCCAGACAAGUGGAGUUUCCUCAGUCAGUAAGACCCAGACUUCUGUUGCAUCAAAGACGCCAACUAUGAAACCUGCUGAAGCAAAGGCUUCCUCAAGCCAACAACAGACUCGUGGAGGGGAAUUCCAGAAAAGGAAAAGAAACAAGAAGAAGGCAGCACAAAAAUCAAAGACAGAACCUGAAAAAGUACUACAGGACAAAAAGCCAGAUGAAUCUCAACCUGUCUGUCCAGUUGAAGGGAAGCAGAGAGAUCCUGGAGGGGCAAAAAGUCCAAGCAAACAUUCUUUAGGGAAGGACCCUAAGCAACCAAGUUCUGGAAAAGAAGCUUCUGAUCUGAGUACCAAGUCAACACAGUUGGCAUCAACUGAAGAAGCAAAGACUAAAACUGACAACAAGCCAUUGGCUUCCAAGGCAGCUGUUGGCACAGCUGGAACAGUUACAGCUGCUGGCUUGACUGCUGCAUCUGCAGAGACUAAAGAAAAUAAACUGGCAUCUCCAACUCUAGCUACUGCAGAGAGUAAACCCACAGGAAAGUCUGAUUUAGAUACUGCCUUAGACGAUUUAAUAGAUACACUAGGAAGUCCUGAAGAAAAUGAACCACCUGCUCCUGCAUAUACUGGACCGGAAGUUUCGGACCCAAUAUCGUCCUUAUAUAUAGAAGAGUUGGGCAAACGGGAGAGCACAAUUCCUCCAGAAUACAGGAAGUUAUUGGAGAGUAAAGGUGAUGAUAAAAUAGCUUCUCCAUCAGUUGCAGUGGGAGAAUCCCAGCCAACAAUGACAGAUGAUGACCUUGCAGAUGCUCUGUCAUCUGAUUUUACUUGCAGUGCUGUACCAUCUGCUGGAGAAAAGGAAGUCAGGCCAAAAGAGCCUGCAGCAAAAGAUGAGCUUUUACAAGCCCUUUCUACAACAUCGGUCAGCAGUUCUGCUCCUCCCAAAGAGAAGAAACCAAAAUUGGAAGAGGUGACAAUUAGUGAUAGUGCUCUGGAUGCUCUUGUGGAUACACUUGGUAUGCCAGAACCUGAACCCGAAGAAGAUAUUAGUGCCGUCAUUGAAGUUGAAGAGCCAAAGGCCAUAGAAAGGAAAGAAAAGAAACCUGGUGAACAUGAUGAUACAAUUCCUCCUGAAUACAGAUUAAAACCAACCUUGGACAAAGAUGGGAAGCCGUUGUUGCCAAAACCUGAAGAGAAACCAAAGCCAAUUAGUGAGACUGAGCUCAUUGAUGAAUUUUCAAAAGACCUUGUCUGUACUACUACUUCCACAGAAAAAUCAAAACCAACUAAACCUGCUGAUACAUCUAAGAAACCUGUGGUGGAAGAGCCUCCCAAAGCUCCCAAAGAAAAAGUAGCUGCAUCUCCUAUAGCUCUUCCUGUGCAGUCUUUGGCUUCAUCAGAAGUCCCAACAAAGCCUAAGCCAGCUGAGCCCCAGAAGACAUCUGCGGAAGAAGUCGUCUCAGUUGCAGCUGUCCCUUCUGUGAAAUCUUCAGCUCCUACAGCUGCUUCUCCAAGUACACAUGCAUCUGAUGAAGCACUCGAAGCCUUAUCUGGAAGUCUGGGAAAAAGAGAGCCUGCUCCAGAAGAAAAAAAACCUGCUGUGGAUAAAGUGAAAGAAAAAACAAAAAAAGAGAAGCAUGAGAAACUUGGGGAAGAUGAGGAAACCAUCCCUCCUGAUUACAGAUUAACUGAAGUAAAGGAUAAAGAUGGGAAGCCACUUUUGCCAAAACCUGAAGAAAAGCCUCAGACCCUGAGUGAAAGUGAACUUCUUGAUGCUUUAUCUGGAGGGUUUUCUUGUUCUGCACCAACAUCAACAGCAGAAGCACCUGCGAAAUCUACCGCUGCCAGCAAGCCUGCUGUUGUCCCUAUGGAAGAGGCUAUUUCUUCUUCUGCUGCUGCUGCUGUGCAUUCAUCUGCUGCAACACAGGCAGUCAUCCCAGGUAGGAAGGAACUUGAUGCUGCUGCAGACCUUCUUGCAGACUCACUGGGACAAAGAGAGCCUGACCCAGAUGAAAACAAAACAGUUUUGGAUAAAAUAAAGGAAAAAGUCAGAUCUGAGCAUAAAGACAAACUUGGAGAAAGAGAUGAUACAAUCCCUCCCGAGUAUAGGCAUCUUCUGGACUCGGAUGAGAAGGGUAAACCUGUAAAGCCAACAGAUAAAGAUGGUGAGAAACCCAAAGAACAAACGAAGCCAGACAGUGAUUCAGCAGCCAUAGAUGCCCUCUCAGGGGACUUUGACCAUUGUGGUAAAUCUGCUGUUUCACAGGCAUCUUCAACAAAGGAGGACAAAUCAAAAAGUGCUGCCUCAUCUAAACCACCUAGGAAGGAGGAAAAGAAAUCCAAAACUCCCAAGAAGGCAAAGGAGCAAUCUUCCAGUGCAAAAUCUGAGAAACAAAAAAAAAGUUAAAUGUCACCAGGGAUCCAUUGCUGUACACUUGAAGUACCAGAUGGAUAACCUACAGGAUGCAUCAGCCCCUUUUUGCAGUCCCUGGAGGCCUCUCCUGCAAAUAUCAGCACCAAAAUACAGAGGCACACUUUUUCCACGUUUCUUACAAACAAGUAAAAUCAGGUCAUUCAUAAACAAACUUGCUGUCUCUGGUGAUGAUAAUACAUCACUGCCACAAUCCUCAAAGUUGGAAAAAAUCAUUAAAAAAAAAUCCCCCUGCCCCCAUUGUUGGCUGUACCUGAGCUAAUUUUUUCUGCAGACCUUUGCCUAAUUUUGAAGCGUAUCACAAGAGAUCAGUUCAGAGCUACAGUAAGAUCUCUUUCCUAGCUCCUUGGUAAGAGUGAGAGAAUGAGUGUGCCCACUGCUACUAUCCAUCCCUUGCUUAAGCCCCAACUGGCUCCCUGAGAGAAGAUAACCUUUGAUUAAAAAAGAAAAAGAAAAAGUUGUCUGCUGGCCUUUUUAAUGAAACACUAGUUUUUACUCUUGGGAGCAAAGCAAAUUUGAUUACAGCAAGGAAAUGAUGUUCAGUAAGAGGAUUCUAUUUACAUGAAGCCUCGUAGAUGUAAUGUUACGAUUUUCUUAUAUCCUGUAUUGUAUGGGUUUUUCUGUAGUGAGUCACAAAGUUGAGAUGAACAGCUCUAAACAUUCUAUACACAAAUAGCAUUGGUUAGCUUAGGUCAACCUUGUUUGUCCUGCUAAUUUGGAUACUUUAGUUUUCUGUUUUUAAAUUUCUGCCUCAGCUGUUGAAUUUUAUGACACACUUCCUUUUAAGAAUAUAUUUUUAUCUUUUCAGAAUGUUUAUCACCAGUGCAAAAAGUCUUUCUUUUGAUGGACAGCCGCAUUUGAACAAAAGCAGUUUCGCAAAAAAGAUAGUACCUUGGACAUUUUCUGGUAUUGGGCUAUUUUGGCAUGCAAGGCAUUUAUUUUGGUAUUUUCAAGGAUGAACUCACAUUUUUUAGACACUUACUGUCUUUAUUGUCAUUUUCUUAAGUUCUGAGAAGAAAAGAAUGCUUUAUAUUUGUAAGAAAUAUAUUUCUUAUGGAUUUAAUAGCAGUGAAAAAUGCAAAAUUUUGCACAUAUCUACCCACAGUGCCUGUAAAUCUCAGUGAAGUUCAGUGAAUCUAUGCUAGUUUGUUAGAAAAAGGAAUGCUUUAAAUGUGCAUUGUGGUUUCCUACUUAUUUAGGUCAAUUGCCUAUGAGUACUUUUGCUGGACACACAUCUUAAAAUUGCCAAGUUUGAGAAACACUGUCCUAGUUUAUACAUAUAUGGCCCAGCUGAUUUUGGUAUAGUUCUUAAUCAGAUUUCAGUGCUUUCUUUUCUUUUAGUAUUCCCUGCAAGGUAUGCGAGAGAUAGAUAGAGUUCCAGUUCCAGAUUCAGAUAUGCUUGGAAAUCUCUUUAUUGACUUGCAUGUUAAAAUGGCCACACCUCUUCCUAGGUAGCUGGUUCUAUAAACUUAACCAGUUUAGUUUCCCCAGGAAUAUUAUCGUGCAAUCCCUUUUCACCUGCAUGGGAAAUAAAACAAAUAGCAUGGCAGAAAGAGCAUUUUCUACCACUGCUUUUACUUUUUUUCAAAUGGAUUCAAUAAGGUAUUUCCUUCUGGAGCCUAUCUUUUGUACUGAAGACAAUGAGACUGUCCUUGAUAAUACGUAAUGUCAAUACUGAACUGUAUUUGACAUUUUACUGUGGCACACUAAUAAACAUUUUGUGUAUUACUUUA
Candoia aspera is the source of this 4395-nucleotide messenger RNA. RefSeq names its product calpastatin (gene CAST). The record is from RefSeq and is a predicted model, not a curated record. Bases 113 to 2638 code for a protein of 841 amino acids. Gene Ontology annotation, molecular function: calcium-dependent cysteine-type endopeptidase inhibitor activity. Gene Ontology annotation, cellular component: cytoplasm. The transcript has 33 exons. NCBI's taxonomy places the organism in Eukaryota, Metazoa, Chordata, Lepidosauria, Squamata, Candoiidae.